CGUAAAUUGCCAUGGCAGCAUUCCUCGGUUAAAACCUAUCCACUUUUCGUAGAACGGGCUAAUCGGGAAGUUACGCCACACGUGAUCAAAUUACUCUCGAAGUUACCCAGAUAAGCUAGUAAUCGCGCUUCGCUUCGUAGAGGCCUACAGGUCCCAGUAACCUAUUUGACCUAUUUCACAUUUCAUAGCCUAGACCUAGUGGUUGCAGAAAUUUACGUCAUCAACAAACGCGAGCGUCUGCGCUACCGCAGCUCAGUGAGAGGAAGUUGUCAGUGUGCAGAAAUAAGGCCAAUAACCCACACUUGUACUUUUUCAAAAAUUCCGUAACAUCUGUUAGUUGUUUUUACGCAGAAGAAGGUGGAGGAUUUACAUUGGUUGGCGAUGGUGACACCACGAGAAGGUGAUGCAGAUCAUUGAGCACCCCGUGAAGAAACUGCGCGCUGCGCUCAUCUCUAGCCGGCUCGACCUUAUUGAGCGGUACCAGCAGUACAGUGACGGAGAAAAGAAGGUUUUGGAGGACUGCCUUCGUCCGGACGGUGUCCUCUUUCGGGCCAUCACCGUCCGCUCCGAUUCAGACUGGAUUCCUGCGCACCCGGAGGAAUCAUAUGACUUCCAGAGCUUCUUUAGCAACCCGUAUCGCAGCACCCCAUGCAAAGGUCACCAUACAAUUUACAUACAGACCAUUGGAUCCUUUGGUGAGGCUGCCUUGCACACAAACCUUUAUGUGGAAUGGUUGCGGCAGUAUUGUGAGGCAUUUUACUACGGGCUGGUUGUGAAGACACUACCACCUGUCACAGUACAGUCCACGGGAUGUACAUUUAGGGUUAACAGCUGUAGCAACAACCUGCAGCUCUAUGCAGGUGAACAUACAUCUUGACAGUGUCACCUACUUGAAGACACCUACUAUGUGCACUGAUGUUGUGUUUUAUCAGUUCAAGUCUUGUGUUACCAUUCAUCCAUUUUUGCCUUAGUGCUGGGCAUGUCUUAAAUCACAAGCAGAGGGAACCUAGUCACUUUUUUUUUUUUAAGAUCAACAACUCUUUCUGUGUACCAGGUGAUUUGCUGAGGUUUCUGAAGAAGAGGAAACCUAAAGAUGCUUUCUGUAUAGUAGGCAUAACCAUGAUCGAUCUCUACCCUUAAGAGUCCUGGAACUUUGUCUUUGGACAGGCCUCCCUCACCGAAGGUAUGCUAGAGGAAUAGACACAGACAGGUGGUCUUUCUCUAUCCUUCUCUUCUUUAAUUCCAUAAUCCCAUUUAUGAUGGAUUAUUUCUACACUCUAGUUGCCAUUGCAUUCAAAGUAGAGUGAAUGGAGACAAUAAUCUCCAUCAUGUGUGGGGUUGUCAUGGCCCUAUAUUUUAAAUUAGCCUGCCUCUACCCAUCCCACUUAGCUGAGCUGGGGAACACUCUGGCCUUAGCCUCUGGCUAACCAUGUGUAUGAUGCCCCAGAAUAGAUUAAUAAAUAAAUUGAUGCUAUAUAGGCCACAAUUGAGGAUUUUGCAUCUUGCUACAGGAAUGGGAGUUUUCAGUUUUGCCAGAUAUGACGAUAACUUCUAUCAGCGUAAUUAUGCCGGGCAACUUAAGAAAGGCAGCAAACCAAAGCCGGGAGACUACAGUGUUUUCAACAAUUACUAUAUUCCACCCAUCACCAGCACCCUGCUCCUUAGGUCCUGUAAGGUUGUGAGCCAUGAGGUCGGGCACAUGUUUGGCCUGCAGCAUUGCCAAUGGCUCCAGUGUGUCAUGCAGGGCUCCAACCACUUGGAGGAGUCAGAUCGCGGGCCUCUCAGCCUCUGCCCCAUCUGUCUGCGCAAGCUCCAGUCUAGCAUCGGCUUUAAAAUAGCCGACAGGUACAAGGCCCUGCUACAGUGGGUUCAUGAUGAUGGAGGCAGUGCUGGUGUGCAUGCGGUCAAGCCAACAGAGGCCUUCCAGGAGUACGGGCAGUGGCUUCAGAGGUGUCUGGCCAUGAUGGAAUAGUAAACCGAAUAUGUACAGUAGGGGACUGCUUCCUGUCUGGUUAGUGUGCUGAAUAAGGUCCUCGAAAACUUUGCUCAAAUGUGAACGUAGCAUGUAUGACAAGCCCUUACUUUGUUAUGUAUGAAAUGAGAAUGUACAGUAAUUUACAGUUUUGACUAGGUAAGACAAAGAUUUAUCAUAUUAUUUUUUAUUCAUGGAAUAAAAUCUUACAAAAUCA
Molecule: messenger RNA, 2189 nt
Organism: Alosa alosa (allis shad)
Lineage: Eukaryota; Metazoa; Chordata; Actinopteri; Clupeiformes; Clupeidae
Gene: amz2
Product: archaemetzincin-2
Exons: 5
Coding region: 1430-1972 (180 amino acids)
Biological process (GO): proteolysis
Molecular function (GO): metallopeptidase activity
Source: RefSeq, a predicted model, not a curated record